AUUUCUCUCCAGUGUAUUUGGAAGGCAUUAUGCAAUUGUGUAGCUUGUACAAUCAGUAUGAUAACUGAAUCUUGCAAAUACCGUCACCAUGAGUCCAUGCGUGAAAGCUAUGAAGACAAAUAUGAGCGCCGACAAGAGAAGCAUGAAAACUUGCGAAGAAGGAAUAACAUAACCAUAUGCCGCCUGGUGGCUAAACAUCAGAGCAAAGAGCCCAAGGAAGUACUCCAAAGCCCCCGACAGAAAGAGUUCUUCAGGAGAAGAAAUUUAAUAAUUGAAGAGCAAAGAAAGAAAGAAGUGAGGUCACCUCCUUGCAUAAAGGCAUCUCUGGUUCUUGAGAACAAAAUGGAAGAUUUUGCAGAGGUGUCUUGGAACAACCCUACCUCCCAACUUUCUUCCAGCAAUUCUGCACAGCAUAGCUUUAGUGAUGGGUUUGCACAUAGCAACUUCAGUUCCUGCGGUAUCUUUCCUAAAACCAUGACCAAUGUGAAAGUUUCCAAAAUCUGCAAAGGUACACAAACCAGAAAUGAGCCCAAUGCAGUAAAGAACAAUUCAAGCCAACAGACAGACUGUGGAAUAGCAAUUUUAGAUAAGGAAAUAAUUCAACUUUCUGGCUACCUCAAAGAGGCCUUGCAUCGAGAGCUACUGCUGAAGAAGAAGUUGACAGUGUUACAGGACCUCCUAGCCAUGUUGCUGCAGGCUGCGGAGAAAUCUUGGAAGGGUCAGAUAAAUGAAGACCAACUCAAGAGCAGAGUGUGUGUGUUGGAGAAUCAGCUGCAGACUUCCACCCAGAGUUACUCAAACAGAAGUUUGAAGAAAAUUCUGCUGGAGAUGGAGGACCAGAAGCAGAACUAUGAGCAGAAAGCAAAAGAGUCUCUUCUGAAAUUACUUGAGGAGAAACUGCAAGCAGAACAGCAACUCCAGAAUGCCCAGAGAGCAUUAACUGUUGCAGAGGAUGACUGCAGCCUGUGGAAAGAACAUUAUAACACACUAAAACAAGAUUGGAGCCGGCUAACCAAUAAGCAUGUUGAACUAGAAAACAAGCUCCAUGUCUUGGAUAACAAACUGCAGUGGUCGGGUGCUCAGAACGCUCAGCUGAACCAAGCCCUGCAGAACCUGGAGAGUGAACGUGUCGCUCUCUGUUCAAAAAUGGAUGCCUUACAGGAAGACAGCAGGCUCGCAAUGGAGCAUGUUAGUGCAAUGGAAGACAGGCUGCAGACUGAAGAAAGACAGAAGCUAGCACUGGAGGAAACUAUUAAACGUUUGCACAACCGUGAUAUAUCCAUGAACAGUCAAGUCUUCAACCCUGCCAGAGACAGGCCGAGUGUCUUGUCAAAGGACCACAAGGGGGCCAAAGUGAACAGUCUGCAAGACCAGCUGCAAGAGAGAACAUCCCAGUUUACAGCUAAGGAAGAAGAGUGCAGAGAUCUCCAUUGUGAACUGGAAGUCCUGAGUCAUGAGUAUCGCAGCUGUUUGAUCAAGUUACAACAGUGUCGAGAUGAACUCAAUCAGAGGAAACCGGUCCAAAGACGGCACGAUCACUGGAUCCCCCUCCUAAUGGUGGUGAUGGCAGCAGCUAUGGUAGCAUACUUAGCCAACUUUAUACCCUGAUUACAAUCUCAGUCUAGUUUUGCUUGUAUUUCUUUGCAUAACGUCAUUCUAAGUUACCUAUUUUUGUACUAAACAUACUUCCUAAAAUAUUUCUUAUAAUAUCUGAACUGUUCUUUGUGCUUGUUGGUCUAAAAGUAAUUACUGCUGUUGUUUAACUUAGGUGGUUGUUUUUAAUUAAAGGUUAUCUU
Eublepharis macularius is the source of this 1796-nucleotide messenger RNA. RefSeq names its product TRAF3 interacting protein 3 (gene TRAF3IP3). NCBI's taxonomy places the organism in Eukaryota, Metazoa, Chordata, Lepidosauria, Squamata, Eublepharidae. The record is from RefSeq and is a predicted model, not a curated record. The coding region runs from base 58 to 1608 and encodes 516 amino acids. The transcript has 14 exons.